Condylura cristata (star-nosed mole) is the source of this 8014-nucleotide messenger RNA. It is a transcript of the gene NCOR1, whose product is annotated as nuclear receptor corepressor 1. Gene Ontology annotation, biological process: negative regulation of transcription by RNA polymerase II. NCBI's taxonomy places the organism in Eukaryota, Metazoa, Chordata, Mammalia, Eulipotyphla, Talpidae. The record is from RefSeq and is a predicted model, not a curated record. Gene Ontology annotation, molecular function: nuclear thyroid hormone receptor binding; transcription corepressor activity. The transcript is spliced from 47 exons. Bases 237 to 7652 code for a protein of 2471 amino acids.
GAUGGCGGCCAAGGUGGCGAAGCAGCGGCAGAGGCGGCAGCGGCUGCUGGAGUGAGCUCCCGGCUAGCCGCGCCAGGCGAGGUCUCCGGGCAGAGACGCGCGCCAGGGCCGCGUCCUGCUCCUCAGACUGAGGGGCGCGCCGCCUCCCACGCUCCGCCAGCUCCGGGUGGUUUCCUAGAAACAUGAUUGUUUGUUGGACUUGAUCUCACAUCCUGGUGAGGAUUUCUUUACUGAUAAUGUCAAGUUCAGGUUAUCCUCCCAACCAAGGAGCAUUCAGCACAGAACAAAGUCGUUAUCCUCCCCAUUCUGUUCAAUAUACUUUCCCCAGCAACCGUCACCAGCAGGAGUUCGCAGUCCCUGAUUAUCGUUCUUCUCAUCUUGAAGUCAGUCAGGCAUCACAGCUUUUGCAGCAGCAACAGCAGCAACAGCAGCUUCGUAGACGACCUUCCUUGCUAUCAGAAUUUCACCCAGGUUCUGACAGGCCUCAAGAAAGGAGAACUGGAUAUGAACAGUUUCACCCAGGCCCAUCCCCCGUGGAUCAUGAUUCACUGGAAUCCAAACGACCACGUCUGGAGCAGGUUUCUGACUCCCAUUUCCAGCGUGUCAGUGCUGCGGUCUUGCCUUUAGUGCAUUCGCUGCCAGAAGGGCUGAGGUCUUCUGUAGAUGCUAAGAAGGAUCCAGCAUUUGGAAGCAAACAUGAAGCUCCAUCUUCUCCAAUCUCUGGGCAGCCAUGUGGAGAUGAUCAAAAUGCUUCACCUUCAAAACUUUCAAAGGAAGAGUUAAUACAGAGUAUGGAUCGUGUUGAUCGAGAAAUUGCAAAAGUAGAACAGCAGAUUCUUAAACUGAAAAAGAAACAACAACAGCUCGAAGAAGAGGCAGCUAAACCCCCUGAGCCUGAGAAGCCUGUGUCCCCUCCUCCUGUGGAGCAGAAGCAUCGCAGUAUUGUCCAAAUUAUUUAUGAUGAAAAUCGGAAAAAAGCAGAAGAAGCUCAUAAAAUAUUUGAAGGUCUUGGCCCAAAAGUUGAACUGCCACUUUAUAACCAGCCAUCAGACACCAAGGUGUACCAUGAAAACAUCAAGACUGGAGUACCUGCAAGGCGCAUGAUGAAAAACCAGGUGAUGAGGAAAAAACUCAUUUUAUUUUUUAAAAGAAGAAAUCAUGCAAGAAAACAAAGGGAACAAAAAAUCUGCCAACGUUAUGAUCAGCUCAUGGAGGCAUGGGAGAAAAAAGUGGACAGAAUAGAAAAUAAUCCUCGGAGGAAAGCUAAAGAAAGCAAAACAAGGGAGUACUAUGAAAAGCAGUUUCCAGAAAUUCGAAAGCAAAGAGAACAGCAAGAAAGAUUCCAACGAGUUGGACAGAGGGGAGCUGGUCUUUCAGCCACCAUUGCUAGGAGUGAGCAUGAAAUUUCUGAAAUUAUUGAUGGGCUUUCUGAGCAGGAGAAUAAUGAGAAACAAAUGCGGCAGCUCUCUGUGAUCCCACCUAUGAUGUUUGAUGCAGAACAGAGACGGGUCAAAUUCAUUAACAUGAAUGGACUUAUGGAAGAUCCCAUGAAGGUUUAUAAAGAUAGGCAGUUUAUGAAUGUUUGGACUGACCAUGAGAAGGAAAUCUUUAAGGACAAGUUUAUCCAGCAUCCAAAAAACUUUGGACUGAUUGCAUCCUACUUGGAAAGGAAGAGUGUCCCUGAUUGUGUUUUAUAUUAUUAUUUAACCAAGAAAAAUGAGAAUUAUAAAGCCCUAGUAAGAAGGAAUUAUGGAAAACGCCGAGGAAGAAACCAGCAGCAAAUUGCCCGACCCUCACAAGAGGAAAAAGUAGAAGAAAAAGAAGAAGAUAAAGCAGAAAAAGCAGAAAAAAAAGAAGAGGAAAAGAAAGAUGAAGAAGAUAAGGAUGAGAAGGAAGAUUCUAAAGAAAACACCAAGGAAAAAGACAAGACAGAAGGUGCAGUAGAAGAAACUGAGGAGAAAGAACAGGCCACACCCCGGGGACGAAAGACAGCCAAUAGUCAGGGCCGCAGAAAGGGCCGCAUAACCAGGUCCAUGACAAAUGAAGCUGCAGCGGCCAGUGCUGCAGCCGCAGCGGCCACUGAGGACCCCCCACCACCUUUGCCACCUCCACCAGAACCCAUUUCUACAGAGCCUGUAGAAACCUCUCGAUGGACAGAAGAAGAAAUGGAAGUCGCUAAAAAAGGUUUAGUAGAACAUGGCCGUAACUGGGCAGCAAUUGCCAAAAUGGUGGGAACAAAGAGUGAAGCUCAAUGUAAAAAUUUCUAUUUUAACUAUAAAAGGCGACACAAUCUUGAUAACCUUUUGCAGCAGCAUAAGCAGAAAACUUCACGAAAGCCUCGCGAAGAGCGAGAUGUGUCUCAGUGUGAAAGUGUAGCUUCUACUGUUUCUGCUCAGGAGGAUGAAGAUAUUGAAGCCUCCAAUGAAGAAGAAAAUCCAGAGGACAGUGAAGGUGCUGAAAAUAGUUCUGAUACAGAAAGUGCUCCUUCUCCUUCACCAGUUGAAGCUGUCAAGCCCAGCGAAGAUAGCACUGAAAAUGCUACUUCUAGAGGAGAUACUGAACCUGUGGCUGAGCUCGUGUCUACAACUGAACCUGCACCCAGCGCAUCUCCCUCUCCAGCAGUUCCAAUUACAAAACCAGCUGAAAAUGAAAGUGUGGAGACCCAGGUGAAUGACAGCAUCAGUGUUGAGACAGCAGAACCUAUGGAUGUUGAACAUCAGGAAAGCAGUGCUGAAGUGACUUCAGUUCUUGAUCUCCCCACGACUACCAAAGCAGAAUCUUUAGAUGUUGAAAUGAGGGUGCCAGAAAACAACUCCUCUAAAGUGGACGAUGAUACCAAAGAAAGAGACCUAGAGAGAGGUAGUGAGAAUACUGAGUCUAGAGAUGAAGAUUUGGUUGUGACUCAGCAAAUAAAUGUCCAAAGGCCUGAACCCCAAUCAGACAAUGAUUCCAGUGCCACCUGCAGUGCUGAUGAAGAUGUGGAUGGAGAGCCAGAGAGGCAGCGAAUGUUUCCUAUUGAUUCAAAGCCAUCAUUAUUAAACCCCACUGGAUCUAUACUGGUCUCAUCUCCAAUAAAACCAAAUCCACUGGACCUGCCACAGCUUCAGCAUCGAGCAGCUGUUAUCCCACCAAUGGUUUCCUGCACCCCAUGUAAUAUACCAGUUGGAACCCCAGUGAGCGGUUAUGCCCUCUACCAGCGACACAUUAAAGCAAUGCAUGAGUCGGCACUCCUGGAGGAGCAGCGACAGAGGCAAGGACAGAUAGAUUUGGAAUGCAGAAGUUCUACAAGUCCAUGUGGCACGUCCAAGAGUCCAAACAGGGAGUGGGAAGUCCUCCAACCUGCUCCACAUCAAGUGAUAACUAAUCUCCCUGAAGGAGUUCGUCUUCCAACAACUCGACCAACUAGGCCACCUCCUCCACUCAUCCCAUCAUCCAAAACCACAGUGGCUUCAGAAAAGCCUUCUUUUAUACUGGGAGGCUCCAUCUCACAGGGAACACCUGGCACUUACCUGACUUCCCAUAAUCAGGCUUCUUAUGCUCAAGAAACAGCUAAGCCCUCGGUAGGCUCUAUCUCUCUUGGACUCCCACGGCAGCAGGAAUCUACCAAAUCAGCUACUGUGCCCUACAUUAAGCAGGAAGAAUUUUCACCCCGAAGCCAGAAUUCACAACCUGAAGGUUUAUUGGUCAGGGCCCAACAUGAAGGUGUGGUCAGAGGUACCACAGGAGCCAUUCAAGAAGGAAGUGUAACUCGGGGAACUCCAGCCAGUAAAAUUUCAGUGGACAGUAUCCCGUCGCUGAGGGGCUCUAUCACCCAGGGUACCCCAGCUCUGUCCCAGGCUGGCAUACCAAGUGAGGCAUUGGUGAAGGGAUCCAUUUCUAGAAUUCCCAUUGAAGAAAGCAGUCCUGAGAAAGGCAGAGAGGAAGCUGCUUCCAAAGGCCAUGUUAUUUAUGAAGGCAAAAGUGGACACAUAUUAUCAUAUGAUAAUAUUAAGAAUGCCCGAGAAGGGACAAGGAGUCCAAGAACAGCCCAUGAAAUCAGUUUGAAAAGAAGCUAUGAGUCAGUGGAAGGAAAUAUAAAGCAAGGAUUAUCAUUGAGAGAGUCCCCUGUAUCAGCACCAUUAGAGGGAUUAAUAUGCCGAGCACUACCCAGGGGGAGCCCUCAUUCUGACCUCAAAGAAAGGACUGUGCUGUCAGGUUCCAUAAUGCAGGGCACACCAAGAGCAACAACUGACAGCUUUGAAGAUGGCCUUAAGUAUCCCAAACAGAUUAAGAGGGAGAGUCCUCCCAUACGCGCAUUUGAAGGUGCCAUUACGAAAGGAAAACCUUACGAUGGCAUUACCACUAUCAAAGAGAUGGGGCGUUCCAUCCAUGAGAUUCCACGCCAAGAUAUUUUAACUCAGGAAAGUCGAAAAACACCAGAAGUAGUACAGAGUGCAAGGCCGAUAAUUGAGGGCUCCAUCUCCCAGGGUACACCAAUAAAGUUUGACAGCAACUCAGGUCAAUCUGCAAUCAAACACAAUGUCAAAUCCUUAAUUACUGGGCCUAGCAAACUACCCCGUGGAAUGCCUCCUUUGGAAAUUGUACCAGAGAAUAUAAAAGUAGUAGAACGAGGAAAAUAUGAGGAUGUGAAAGCAGGCGAAACAGUGCGUUCCCGGCAUACAUCGGUGGUAAGCUCUGGCCCCUCGGUUCUUAGGUCAACACUUCAUGAAGCUCCCAAAGCACAGCUGAGCCCAGGGAUUUAUGAUGAUACUGGUGCACGGCGGACACCUGUGAGUUACCAAAACACCAUGUCCAGAGGUUCACCAAUGAUGAGCAGAACUUCUGAUGUUACAAUUUCCUCUAGUAAGUCUACUAAUCAUGAAAGAAAAUCAACACUGACUCCUACCCAAAGGGAAAGUAUACCAGCAAAGUCUCCAGUUCCCAGCGUGGACCCUGUAGUAAGCCAUAGCCCUUUUGACCCACAUCACAGGGGCAGCACCGCGGGAGAGGUUUAUCGGAGCCACCUUCCCACACAUUUGGACCCAGCCAUGCCGUUUCACAGGGCUCUGGAUCCUGCAGCUGCUGCUUACCUGUUUCAGAGACAGCUUUCACCAACUCCAGGUUACCCAAGUCAAUAUCAGCUUUAUGCAAUGGAGAACACAAGGCAGACAAUCCUAAAUGAUUACAUUACCUCACAGCAAAUGCAGGUGAACUUGCGCCCAGAUGUGGCUAGAGGGCUCUCCCCCCGGGAGCAGCAGCUGGGUCUCCCAUACCCAGCAACAAGAGGAAUCAUUGACCUGACCAAUAUGCCUCCAGCAAUUUUAGUGCCUCAUCCAGGGGGAACAAGUACUCCUCCCAUGGACAGAAUCACUUAUAUUCCUGGUACACAGAUUGCUUUCCCUCCCAGGCCAUACAACUCUGCUUCUAUGUCUCCAGGACACUCAACACACCUGGCAGCAGCUGCAAGUGCGGAAAGAGAACGUGAAAGGGAGCGGGAGAGGGAACGGGAGAAGGAGCGGGAGCGGGAGCGGGAGCGGGAACGGGAUCGAAUUGCUGCAGCAUCCUCAGACCUCUACCUUCGGCCAGGCUCAGAACAGCCCGGCAGACCUGGCAGUCAUGGUUAUGUUCGCUCCCCGUCCCCUUCAGUGAGAGCGCAGGAGACCAUAUUGCAGCAAAGACCCAGUGUUUUCCAGGGAACCAAUGGAACCAGUGUAAUCACACCCUUGGAUCCAAGUGCCCAGCUACGUAUCAUGCCGUUGCCUGCUGGGGGCCCCUCAAUAAGUCAAGGCCUACCAGCCUCCCGUUACAACACUGCUGCGGACGCCCUGGCUGCUCUCGUGGAUGCUGCAGCUUCUGCCCCCCAGAUGGAUGUUUCCAAAACAAAAGAGAGUAAGCAUGAAGCUGCCAGGUUAGAAGAAAAUUUGAGAAGCAGGUCAGCAGCAGUUAGUGAACAACAGCAGCUAGAGCAGAAAACCAUGGAGGUGGACAAGAGAUCUGUUCAGUGUCUGUACACUUCUUCAGCCUUUCCAAGUGGCAAGCCCCAGCCUCAUUCUUCAGUAGUUUAUUCUGAGGCUGGGAAAGAUAAAGGGCCUCCUCCAAAAUCCAGAUAUGAGGAAGAGCUAAGGACCCGAGGGAAGACUACCAUUACAGCAGCUAACUUCAUAGACGUGAUCAUCACCCGGCAAAUUGCCUCGGACAAGGAUGCAAGGGAACGUGGCUCUCAAAGUUCAGACUCUUCUAGUAGCUUAUCUUCUCAUCGGUAUGAAACAACUGGUGAUGCAAUUGAGGUGAUAAGCCCUGCCAGUUCACCUGCACCACCGCCUCAGGAAAAACUACAGGCCUAUCAACCAGAAGUUGUUAAAGCAAAUCAAGCAGAAAGUGAUGCCUCCAGACAGUAUGAAGGCCCAUUGCAUCACUAUCGACCGCAGCAGGAAUCUCCAUCUCCCCAACAGCAGCUCCCGCCAUCAUCCCAGGCAGAGGGGGUUCCCAGAACCCAUCGACUCAUCACACUUGCUGAUCACAUCUGUCAAAUUAUCACACAAGAUUUUGCUAGAAAUCAAGUAUCCUCACAGCCUCUCCAGCAGCCUCCCACUUCUACAUUCCAGAAUUCACCAUCUGCUUUGGUGUCUACACCCGUGAGGACUAAAACAUCAAAUCGUUAUAGCCCAGAAUCUCAGUCACCAUCUGUCCACCAUCAAAGACCAGGUUCAAGAGUCUCUCCAGAAAAUCUUGACAAAUCGAGGGGAAGGCCUGGAAAAUCCCCUGAGAGGAGUCAUGUGUCUUCAGAGCCCUACGAGCCCAUAUCCCCACCCCAAGUACCAGUUGUGCAUGAAAAACAGGACAGCAUGCUGCUACUGUCUCAGAGAGGAACAGAGGCUGCAGAACAGAGAAAUGAUUCCCGGUCACCAGGGAGUAUAAGCUACUUGCCUUCAUUCUUCACCAAGCUUGAAAACACAUCACCCAUGGUUAAAUCAAAGAAGCAGGAGAUUUUUCGUAAGUUGAACUCUUCUGGUGGAGGUGACUCUGAUAUGGCAGCUGCCCAGCCAGGAACUGAGAUCUUUAAUCUGCCAGCAGUUACUACCUCAGGCUCAGUUAGCUCUAGAGGUCAUUCUUUUGCUGAUCCUGCCAGUAAUCUCGGUCUAGAAGACAUUAUCAGAAAGGCUCUCAUGGGAAACUUUGAUGACAAAGUUGAGGAUCAUGGAGUUGUUAUGUCCCAACCUGUAGGAGUAGUGCCUGGUGGUGCCAACACUUCGGUUGUGACCAGUAGUGAGACCAGGAGAGAGGAAGGGGACCCAUCACCUCAUUCAGGAGUUUGCAAACCAAAGCUGAUCAGCAAAUCCAACAACAGGAAAUCUAAGUCUCCUAUCCCUGGGCAAGGCUAUUUAGGAACUGAACGUCCCUCUUCAGUCUCCUCUGUACAUUCAGAAGGAGAUUACCACAGGCAGACACCAGGAUGGGCCUGGGAAGAUAGGCCCUCUUCAACAGGCUCAACUCAGUUUCCUUAUAACCCCCUGACAAUGAGGAUGCUCAGCAGUACACCGCCAACGCCAAUCGCAUGUGCCCCCUCUUCUGUGAACCAAGCAGCUCCUCACCAACAGAACAGGAUCUGGGAGCGCGAGCCUGCCCCGCUGCUCUCAGCACAGUAUGAGACGCUGUCGGACAGUGACGACUGAUCUGCACAGACUAGGGGUCUUUACCGGGUCAGGGUGCAGGAGCGGGAUGUCUGGUUAGUGGUGGUUUUAUUUUCAAUUGCUAGUCAAAAACUUGUCUCCAUGACUGGUGCCCAGAGACUUUUCAGAAGAGCCUGGACCACGGAUGGUGAAGAAAUGACGGAAAUUUAUUUGGAGAGUCAAAUGGGGGUGGGGUGGGGGGCUGCCUUUGAGACAGGCAAUUCAGUGGAUUAUAAUAAUAGUGGAGGGCUGAAAUGUAGAGUUUUUAAAAAGUGGACAAUUCCUGUUCUUACAUCUGUUUGUAAAGAAAACCAUAAUGUCUUUAAAUCACUCUUCUGUAAAUAGAUUACCUUUUUUGCAGUGUU